UCCGGGGGCUCAUGCGCAAUGGAGGGGUGGAGUCUCCCUCGUGACCUUUCACCCCAGCAUGGCUGCGCCCGUGGGACAGGUGAAGUUCUGGCGACCCGGUACAGAGGGACCCGGCGUCAGCAUCUCUGAAGAGAGACAGAGUCUAGCCGAAAAUUCUGCAACAACCGUUGUUUACAAUCCUUACGCUGCCCUUUCCAUAGAGCAGCAGAGGCAGAAGCUGCCGGUGUUCAAGCUUCGGAAUCAUAUAUUAUACUUGGUCGAAAACUAUCAGACAGUGGUGAUUGUCGGAGAGACGGGAUGUGGAAAGAGCACACAGAUCCCACAAUACCUUGCAGAAGCUGGCUGGACGGCCGAAGGAAGAGUCGUGGGAGUGACCCAGCCUCGAAGAGUGGCAGCUGUCACAGUUGCAGGGAGAGUAGCUGAGGAAAGGGGUGCGCUGCUGGGCCACGAGGUGGGCUACUGCAUCCGCUUUGAUGACUGCACCGACCCACUGGCCACGAGAAUUAAGUUUCUGACUGAUGGAAUGUUGGUCAGGGAAAUGAUGGUUGAUCCGUUGUUAACAAAAUAUAGUGCCAUCAUGCUGGAUGAAGCCCACGAGAGGACCUUGUACACAGACAUUGCCAUUGGCUUGCUGAAAAAGAUUCAGAGAAAGCGAGGGGAUCUUCGAUUGAUUGUGGCUUCAGCCACUCUGGAUGCAGAGAAAUUCCGGGAUUUCUUUAAUCAAAAUGAGACCAGUGACCCAACAAGGGAUACGUGCGUGAUCCUUACAGUAGAAGGGCGAACAUUUCCAGUGGACAUCUUUUAUCUACAAAGUCCUGUUCCAGAUUAUAUCAAAUCAACUGUAGAGACUGUGAUGAAAAUUCACCAGACAGAGGGAGAUGGAGACAUACUAGCAUUUCUUACUGGCCAGGAAGAGGUGGAAACGGUCGUGUCUAUGCUAAUCGAGCAGGCUCGGGCGCUAGGGCGAACUGGGAUGAAGAGACACCUCCGGGUCCUGCCCAUGUACGCAGGACUGCCUUCCUUUGAGCAAAUGAAAGUGUUUGAAAGGGUGUCACGCAGCGUCAGAAAGGUGAUCGUAGCCACCAAUGUGGCUGAAACCUCCAUUACAAUCAGCGGGAUUGUGUAUGUGAUCGACUGUGGCUUCGUGAAACUCCGAGCCUACAAUCCCAGGACAGCCAUUGAGUGUUUGGUGGUGGUCCCAGUGUCCCAGGCAUCAGCCAACCAGCGCGCAGGACGUGGCGGCCGCAGCCGUUCGGGAAAAUGUUACCGCCUUUAUACAGAGGAAGCCUUUGACAAGCUGCCUCAAUGCACUGUCCCUGAGAUGCAGCGUAGCAACUUGGCACCUGUCAUCCUCCAGCUGAAAGCACUAGGGAUCGACAACGUCCUCAGGUUCCACUUCAUGUCGCCCCCUCCAGCACAGUCGAUGGUUCAAGCAUUGGAGUUACUCUAUGCUCUGGGAGGUCUGGACAAAGACUGUCGCCUCACUGAACCGCUCGGCAUGAGAAUAGCAGAGUUUCCUUUGAAUCCCAUGUUUGCAAAAAUGCUGCUUGAAUCAGGAAAUUUUGGCUGUUCUCAGGAAAUUCUAAGCAUUGCAGCCAUGAUGCAAAUCCAGAAUAUCUUUGUGGUCCCCUCAAACCAGAAGUCUCAGGCAAUGCGAGUGCACCGAAAAUUUGCUGUGGAGGAGGGUGAUCAUCUCACCAUGCUCAACGUGUAUGAAGCGUUUAUCAAACACAAUAAAAACUCUCAGUGGUGCCAGGAGCAUUUCCUGAAUUACAAGGGUCUUGUCAGAGCUGCGACAGUGCGCGAGCAGUUGAAGAAGCUUCUUGUCAAGUUUCAAGUGCCCAAGAAAUCUAGCGAAGGUGAUCCGGAUCCCGUCCUGAGGUGCCUUGUUUCGGGAUUCUUUGCCAAUGCGGCAAGGUUUCAUUCCACCGGAGCUUAUAGGACUAUCCGUGACGACCAUGAAUUACAUAUCCACCCUGCCUCGGUCCUCUACGCAGAGAAGCCGCCUCGCUGGGUCAUCUACAAUGAAGUCAUACAGACCUCCAAGUACUACAUGAGGGACGUGACCGCCAUUGAGUCUGCUUGGCUGUUGGAGCUGGCUCCGCACUUCUAUCAACAAGGAACGCACCUGUCCCUCAAAGCGAAAAGGGCCAAGGUCCAGGACCAGUGAGCAGAGCUCAGCCGCAGGGGCCUCGGUGCCCUCUCCUCCACACUGUGGCCCCCCAGCCCUGGGUAGUGAGCAGGCCCCGGCUCACAUGGAAUCUUCCGCUGUCCUGCAGUGGGCCGCAGCCCGUCCGUUAGCCCCUUCCUUCCCGCUGCCCUCCGUGUUCGCGUUCCUUGCUGGGAUCCCGGGGGAGUCUGUGCAUGAGCAGGCAUCCCACUGUGCUGCACCCAGGCCGAGUGGGGGUGGGAGGGCCGUGCUCUCUGCUCACUCAGCACCCUCGCUGACCCAGCAUGCCACUUCCAGCAGGCACAGAGUUCUGGCCCAGCUUCCUGGGGAACCAGGAGGAAAGCUAGCCACCGCAGGCAGAAGUGCUGUGCAGGGUGGAUGAGGGUUGCUGGGCUGGCUUCGCUUUCCCUGGCGGGGCCACGGCUGUGCUGACCAACGAAGUCCGCUGCCAGGUGUGACAAGCAUGCGUCUACGAAGGGAGGAGACCGCACUGCAGUUUCUGCUGGAGUCACUGAGGCGCGUGUCUGGCAGGCACAGGGGCUCCCCAGGUGAGCAGCUUCUGUUCUCCCUCUGUGCCGUGUCCCUGUCUGUAUGCGGCAGGAGAUGCGCAAGGCUUGGUGAUCGGCAGGUGGGACUCAUGCGCACUGUCCUUUGUUAGCAGAGAAGAUUUCUCUUUCUCACAAGUGGGCUUAGCUUUCUGUCUGCGUAUGACACCACGUCCUGAUGCCAUCAGCUGAGCACCGGUGAGCUCGUCAGCUCAAACCCCGUCGGGAACCCUCUGUCACAGAAAUUCACAACCGUUUAGAGGCUCUAAGCUUCUGUAGCUCAGGAAUACAACUUGUAUAUUUGGUUUUUGUUUGCUUGGGUUCUGUGAGAACACCGGGGCAGUCCCUCCAGCAGGCCCUGGUCUCGGUGCUGCCCCGGGGCUUCUUUGCCAUGAUGACGUUUGCGUUUCAGCACAUGCCGAUGCAGGUGUUUUUCCCCUUACUGUUUCAAUGACCUUUAUUUUAAAAACAUGUAGCUUGAAAAUUUAUUUUUGUACCGAUCUUAGUUUGGAUGUGCCACUUUUGGCACCAAAUAUGUAUGUCAUUUUUAUUUCCAUUUUGUAAACAUGUAAAUAAUAGUGAUAACUUGUUAAUAACAGUAAACCUUUCUACCUAAAGUAAACAUGUUCCCUCCCGCCCAUGGUACUCGUGGUCUGUAUUUUAACAUGGUCCAGUGAAUUCUGAGAGAGGGGCUGACAUUCGCUAAGACACCUGAUGAUCUGGUGCACAGUAGCCUUUGAGGCCCUAUGGACACGGGAAACCUCAUAAAACGAGGUCGAUGCAGCCAUGUGCCCUCAGGAGCUCAUUAGAGCAAACCAUGAGAUGUUGUUUAAAUAAAGUGCGAAAGAGGUGCUAA
Lynx canadensis (Canada lynx) is the source of this 3571-nucleotide messenger RNA. RefSeq names its product DEAH-box helicase 35 (gene DHX35). The transcript is spliced from 22 exons. Gene Ontology annotation, molecular function: RNA binding. Lineage: Eukaryota; Metazoa; Chordata; Mammalia; Carnivora; Felidae. Gene Ontology annotation, cellular component: intracellular anatomical structure; catalytic step 2 spliceosome. Bases 59 to 2170 code for a protein of 703 amino acids. The record is from RefSeq and is a predicted model, not a curated record.